Messenger RNA from Carica papaya (papaya), 951 nucleotides. The record is from RefSeq and is a predicted model, not a curated record. Lineage: Eukaryota; Viridiplantae; Streptophyta; Magnoliopsida; Brassicales; Caricaceae.
UUUCCCUUCUUCUUCCCGAUCAUUCUCCUCCUCCCGGCUUUUGUUUUUGUUUUGUUCCCUCUUUCACAGAUCGAGAUUAUACUUAAUCCACGAACAGCCCAAUCUAGCCCGACUAUCUCCUAGAGUUAGGGUUUUCGAAUUCUGCGAACAAAACCUAUAAUCGUACCUUUACUUCCUUCGACUUUUUACGUCGCUGAAUCAAUGAUGGAUCUGGAGACGGAGAAUAGAAUAGCCAAAAUUCUUUUGGAAGAAGCAGCAGAGUUGCGGCGGCGAGCAGAUAAAGAAGGUGUGCAUGUUUAUCUUCAGAAGCCUGGAGUAAGGGGCCGUCCUAAUUCACGCUUCCUCACAGCAACCGUUCUUGGUGUGCAGCAAGCAAAUAAAGCCGUUGAAGUGAAUGAGAUGUGGCGACUGCGACAGAAAGAGCUUGAGCUAGAUGAUAGGCGCAAGGGCAGAUCUAGAGAAGAGAGCAGCAGUGGCAAAAGUCAUAAGGACAUCCGAAGAUCUUCCAGCAGCUCCAUUAAGAAAUAUGCCAUGAUUGAUGAGAACACUCAAAAUUCUUGCCCAUCAAGGAAACGAAUAGUUGACAGAUCUUGUUCAAAACAGGAUGAAGGUUUAAGAGAUGAAGAAGUUGAGGAAUUUCUACAGUCAAGGCUUAAGCGUGGUCGAGGUUGCGUGGGUUCAAGAAUGGAUGAAACGGGUCCUUAUCCUUGUUCACCCAUCUCUGAGAGGCUACCGACAAAUUGUGAUGAAAGGGAUCAAAGAGUUGCCCUUGGUCCGGCAAAGCCAUUUUCCUUGAGGUCCAAGGAAUCCUCUUCUAGUGAAGAGGAGCAUCAUGAGCAUGAGCGAAAAGAAAAGGACAAACACCGAUCAAAACGCUCUGAAAAAAGGCACUCAGAGAAGCAUAAAUCCAAGCGUAAGUCUACGGAUUUCCUCCUAUCAUCCAUACUUUGA